GGUGCCGCCGUGAGCCCCCCGUGUCACCUCCGUCGCGAUGCGGGGGGAGCGGGGGUGCCGCCCGCCGCCGCCCCCCCCUUCCCUCCCCAAGCCCCUGCGCUUUGUGCGUGCGGCGGCCACCAGCAUGCGGGGGGAGCGGCAACUUGUGGGAAGCUGCUGCUGCUCCUCCUGCUGCUGCUCCUGCUCCUACUGCUGCUGCUGAGCCUCGGGGGGCAGCGCCCCGCAACGCCCCGAGCGCCCCCGGAGGUUUCAUUUUCCUUCACCAAUACUUCAAGGCACAGAGGAGCUGGUAAAGGCACUGCCAUGAAACCGAACUUGAAGCAAUGGAAACAACUCAUGCUGUUUGGGAUCUUUGCCUGGGGUCUGCUUUUUCUGGUGAUCUUCAUCUAUUUUACAGAUAGCAAUACUGCUGAGCCCGUUCCCAGUUCUUUUUCUUAUAUUGAAACUAAGAGGCUUCUGCCCCUACAGGGCAAGCAGAGAGUCAUAAUGGGAGCCAUACAUGAUCCAUCAUUCUCUGAAACCAUCGAUGGGAAUGAGGUACUACUUAAUGAAGACCUUUUAGGUACAUUUAAAUCAGGGACUGGAAGUAUUAAGAAAUGGACUGAUUUGGAAGAUGCCUUUAGAAGUGAAGAUGAAUAUUUUCCAUCCCAAUUAGGAAGAAAAUCAAAAAGUGCUUUCUACCAAGUGAAUGAUGAUUAUUUAUUUGCUGCUGGUCAGCCUCGGUCACACAGCAACCUUCAAGAGAUAGCAAAAUUCAUCUCAGCCGAUGAGGAUAAUCUGAAAGAAAAUAUUUUGCAGAACAACUGGGGCAAUCAGAGAAGAAUGAGGAGAAGGAGCGCAAAGCACAGGAGAAGCCAGAUGCUUGAUGAAUCUGAUGACUGGGAUGGGCUGUAUUCCACGAUGUCGAAAUCCUUUCUUUACAAGCUUUGGAAAGGGGAUGUCUCUUCCAAGAUGCUAAACCCUCGACUGCAGAAGGCGAUGAAAGAUUAUUUGAGCACUAAUAAGCAUGGGGUGCGGUUCAAAGGGAAACGAAACUCUAAGUUAACAGGCGACCAGCUUUUCUGUGAGCUAAAAGAAAGGGUGAAUGUGAAAACAAUAGAUGGCAAGGAGGCUCCCUUCUCCACUCUUGGAUGGGAGAAGCACGUUCCCCAAAUUCCACUGGGCAAAUUGUAUACACAUGGCUUUGGGAGUUGUGCUGUAGUUAUGUCUGCUGGUGCAAUACUGAACUCCUCUCUAGGGGAUGAAAUAGAUUCUCAUGAUGCUGUUCUAAGAUUUAAUUCUGCUCCAACGCGUGGCUAUGAAAAAGAUGUUGGAAAUAAAACAACCAUGCGAAUCAUCAACUCCCAGAUUCUCACCAACCCAAACCAUCACUUUGUUGAAAGCUCCUUGUACAAAGAUGUUAUCUUAGUAGCCUGGGAUCCUGCCCCCUACUCUGCAAAUCUGAACGUGUGGUAUAAGAAGCCAGACUACAAUCUGUUCACUCCCUAUGUACAGCAUCGCAGGAAGAAUCCAAACCAGCCAUUUUAUAUUCUCCAUCCAAAGUUUAUAUGGCAGCUCUGGGACAUCAUUCAGGAGAACACUAAAGAGAAGAUACAGCCCAACCCUCCUUCUUCAGGUUUUAUUGGUAUCCUCAUCAUGAUGUCCAUGUGUGACGAAGUGCAUGUGUACGAGUACAUCCCUUCAGUCCGACAGACCGACCUAUGCCACUACCAUGAACUCUACUAUGAUGCAGCUUGUACCUUAGGGGCCUAUCACCCGCUGCUCUAUGAGAAGCUGUUGGUGCAGAGAAUGAACAAAGGUUUGCAGGAUGACCUAUAUCGGAAGGGGAAGGUCAUUUUGCCAGGAUUCAAAUCUGUCAAGUGCCCCAAACGAAAUAAUUUCCCACACUUGUAGAAGAGAGUCCUUCAGAAACAAUGUGCAAUAAGGUACUACUGUCGUACUAUAAACAAGGAGAGAAUACUUGAAAAAUGUAUCUUAGACCAAUCUAGUCUUGAGUCUAUAAAUUGUAAUUAACUAGCAGGCAUGAGAAAUACUUCUUUUCUGAGCCUGAGUAUUUAUUACUGCUUUGCAAAUAAUUAAAGAAAAAAAAAAGCUUAGCUUACGAAAGGUGCAGAGGACAUACUUAGGCAGAAGUAUAAUGUAUUGUUGUGGGUGUGACUGUCAGAAUUCGUCAGUGGUCUCUUAUGCCACAUAUGCUAAAUUGUAACUUUUUUUUUUCUAAAUGAAUUUAUUUAACUGUUAAAUCUGGCAUUGUGAAACAGCCUGUAUUGUUCACGUACAGAGCUGCCAGCUGAACAAUGCAGCAUUUCUCAUGGCUCCAUGGGAUUUUCACACUCACCAAGAAUGAAGUAGUUGCUACUCUGAGCUGCGUUUUUAUUGAUUAGAGGAGAUUUUAAUUCCCAUUCACACACAGGUUUAGUUACCGGCUUCCAACAGUAUAGGGGGCCUUAUGCUGGCUAUAAAGUUGGUGCAGACACACAAACCAGCUAAAUCAGUAAAACUACUGGAUGUAGCUUUGGUCACACUGCUUUGGUCACAACAUUGCUCACACUGUGUGAGGCAGAGGGAAAUGAGAAAUUUCUUGUUUCUAUAGGAAGCAACAAAUAUUGUUAACUCAUUCAGGAAAAAAAAUCUCCCUGAGAGGCCCAUGAAGAAAGUAUAAGUGAGGGAAAUGAUACCUUCCCCUGGUCUGCACAGAUACAAACUAUCCAAAGAAAGCCAAGGGAGGUUGUGUAGCGCACAUAUCACACUGAAAGCAAAUGUAGAGGGAGCUCACCUUUCUGCAGCAAAGAUAGCAUUCAAGAUUAUAGACAUCAUUUGUUAGGCAUUUCAUUGUGAUACAAAUCAAUUUCACUUGCUCACAAGUUACUGCUGUUAAGAAAGUAUAGGGAGUUGUCUGACAAAAGAAGAGGAUGUCAGCUUUUUUAUUAUUAUUAUUUUUUAUUUAACCUUUGAAAGGCUAUACCCCAGAGAAGCUGUAAUGCCUGAAAAACAAAACGAAACAAAAAAACAAA
Molecule: messenger RNA, 3014 nt
Organism: Anas platyrhynchos (mallard)
Lineage: Eukaryota; Metazoa; Chordata; Aves; Anseriformes; Anatidae
Gene: ST6GAL2
Product: ST6 beta-galactoside alpha-2,6-sialyltransferase 2
Biological process (GO): sialylation
Cellular component (GO): Golgi apparatus
Molecular function (GO): beta-galactoside alpha-2,6-sialyltransferase activity
Source: RefSeq, a predicted model, not a curated record